This is a messenger RNA of Ustilago hordei, 2283 nucleotides long. RefSeq lists its product as uncharacterized. The transcript has a single exon. NCBI's taxonomy places the organism in Eukaryota, Fungi, Basidiomycota, Ustilaginomycetes, Ustilaginales, Ustilaginaceae. The record is from RefSeq and is a predicted model, not a curated record. Bases 1 to 2283 code for a protein of 760 amino acids. Gene Ontology annotation, cellular component: COG complex. Gene Ontology annotation, biological process: intra-Golgi vesicle-mediated transport.
AUGUCCGCGGUCAAGCAGAGCGAUGGCCUGUUGCAGCCAGGACCAUCAUCGCCACUCUCUGCCACCGACGCUUCCGGCUCAUCAUCAUCCACAUCAACGACAACACGGUCUAUCGCAUCACGAGUCCGCUCCGUCCUUCUACAAGGUCCGCAAGAUGCACAGGAUAUUCGAAAAGCACUCAAUACUCUGGCGGAGAUGUAUCCUGCUCCUCCGACCUCCGCAUCCACCAUCUCUACUAGCAAACUCGACGCUAAGAAGAGAGGCAACAAGUCAACCGCCACAUCCGACGCCGACCCUCUGAGCCUCGUCGACACGGCACGAGCGAGACGCGACCUAGACAAAGACAUUCGCCAGCGCCAGCUGGCUGCUACUGAUCACAUCCUCGCCGUCCUACAGACCGUCGAUCAUGGCCUUGUUCGACUUUCUCAAGAUGUGGCAGCCAUGCACUUCUCCUGCGAUGCGGUCCAAGACAAGCUCUGUGCAGCUGAACAAUCCAGUCGAUACCUCGUAGAGCAUGCAGAAGGUCUUGAACGACAACGAGCCGCUGCGCUCAUCCAAGUCCAAGUCGCGAAGCUGUUUCUGGAUCGCUUUACGCUGUCUGAAGCAGAACGAGCGUCUAUCUACUCUCGCCAAGUUCGUGUAGGCAAUCACCUCUUCGCAGCCAUGGACAAGCUUCAGCGCAUUCGGAGCGAAUGUCAGAUCCUUCUGCAAGGCUCUGAGUCUCUCCCCUCUUCCAGCAACCCAACCUCAAGCUCCUCAUCCGCAGCAGCUGCAACGGCAGGCGGCGGCACAAGAGCAGGAAUGGACAUCAUGUCUUCCACUUCUGCCGACCUUGAACAGGCCUACCAAAAGCUGUACAGAUGGUGCAGCUUCGAAUUCAGACAACCCGUCAAGGAGGGCCUCGAAGUUUCACCCAGCUUACGCCAAGCUACACGGCGACUCAAGACAUCACGCCAAGACCUGCUUCGAUCGGCACUUACAACGCUGGUCCAAACACGCAGUUCUAUCCUUGCAAACGCGUUCAUGGCUGCACUUACCAUAGGUGCCGGUCCACCCACCUACCUUCCCGGACCAAUCGAGUUGCAUGCACACGACCCGAUACGAUAUGUUGGUGAUAUGCUAGCAUGGAUCCACCAAACAGUAGCAUCCGAGCGCGAGUUCCUCACAGCUCUCUUUGACGAGAAGGAAGGCGAGGGCGGUCGAAGAAUUGGUCAACGACGUCGUGGACUUGAAGGCUCGCUUGAUCUCACCCGAUCUGAUCCAAACUCAUUCAUGCUCGGCCCUGGAGAAGCACUUGUCCGAGAAGUACUCAACUCAAAUCUCGACGGUUGCUGUCGCCCACUCAAACUUCGCAUCCAACAGACACUCGGCUCGCAGGAAGGCAGCGUCACCUCCUACCGACUUGCACAUUUGGUCCAAUUCUACCGCUCAACAAUGGAAAAAACUAUCGGCUCACGUGCUGCACUCAGCAAAACCCUUGACGAGCUAUCGGAUCUAGCAGUGGCAGCGUUCGCAGAAACAGUCGAAAGACAAAGCAAAGGCAUCCAACGGUACGAUGGGUCACCAGAGCAAGAUCUUAGCUUGCCUCCGCCAUUAGUUGGCACCCUGGCAACUCUGAAGGAGUUGCUCAGCGAGUUCUCAAGGUCUCUUGCUGAAGAUCCCGCUUCCCAAACUUCGGAAGGAGCACAAGCACCAAAAACAGAAGACAUCAAGCCGUCACUCGGGAAUUUCGAUUUUGUUCUGACAAAACUCGUCGACCCACUAAGAGAUCUGAUUCAGCGCAUGGCAUCCUUCCAUAUCUCAAAACGGCCUCGUUCUAAAGCGGAGCCUACAGCCAAAUGGGAAUCGCUCCUGUUUACUGCCAACUGCCUCGACUCUCUGGUCUCGACUCUAUCGCCUCACAGCUUCGCGGGGUGGAAAGUAAGUCAGCUGCGAUCUACCCUCGAAAGUUGCCUGCUCGAGACCAGUGAUAUGCACUCUUCCAAUCUCGUUGCCAAGUCUGGUCUCUCAUCGGUCAUUGCAGCGCUAGAGACCAAGGGAGAGGCAGGUGAAGCCGAGAUCAAAGGGGCGCUCAACAAGUUCCAAGAUGUCUUGGCGCAAGAAGAUCUCCUGACAGCCAAAGAGCUGGAUCGAUUGACAAGCCCAGGCGCCAGACAGAGGGUGCAUAGAGCAGCGUUGCAGAACUUGACCCGGUCUUAUGCUCUGAUUGCUCAAAAAAUGCAAGGGCAGGAGGGAUUGAUCAGACGUUCGCCGGAGCAAGUGUCUAUCCUGCUCGGCCUCUGA